AUGGCUGCGAGUGUAGCAACAGGAAGCAGCAACCUCCAUUCUGGAUUCAAUAUCAGCAGACGUCUUCAGGGUGGUAGACAAACAGCCUGCGCCAACUCCCCAACGGUUUCCUUCAAUGGAUGGUUGCACAAGGAUCUUUCAUGGUCUCAAGGGGCAUUCAAGGUCUUGGAGAUGCCAAAAAACUGCAAUCUUUCUCAAUCAGCUGUGACAAGGAGGCUCAGUGUGUCAUCCUGCUUUGGAGAUGGUGUUUCCACAAAGUAUUUUGAUUUUGCAGUCAUUGGAAGUGGGGUUGCCGGCCUCCGGUAUGCUCUUGAAGUCGCAAAGCAUGGAACUGUUGCAGUCAUUACCAAGGCCGAGCCUCAUGAGAGCAAUACAAAUUAUGCUCAAGGUGGUGUUAGUGCCGUUCUGUGUCCUAAAGACUCUGUGGAGAGCCACAUGCAGGACACAAUCAUAGCUGGAGCUUAUCUGUGUGACGAGGAGACUGUGAGGGUUGUGUGCACAGAAGGCCCCGAGAGGAUUAGAGAGCUUAUAGCCAUGGGAGCAAUGUUUGACCAUGGAGAAGAUGGGAAUUUGCAUCUAGCAAGGGAAGGAGGGCACUCUCAUCGAAGAAUUGUUCAUGCUGCUGAUAUGACUGGUAGGGAGAUCGAGAGAGCUUUGCUGCAGGCAGUCAUCAAUGACCCUAAUAUCUCUGUUUUCCAACACCACUUUGCCAUAGAUCUCCUAACCUCACAGGAUGGCCCUGACACAAUUUGCCGUGGUGUUGAUACUUUGAAUACUGAAACACAUGAGGUGGUUCGAUUUAUUUCAAGGGUCACAUUACUUGCAUCUGGCGGAGCUGGGCAUAUCUAUCCUUGCACAACAAAUCCCCUGGUGGCUACUGGAGAUGGGAUGGCCAUGGCUCACAGAGCUCAAGCUGUUAUUUCGAAUAUGGAGUUUGUGCAAUUCCAUCCAACUGCUUUGGCCGAUGAGGGGCUUCCGAUCAAACCCAAAAAAGCUCGAGAGAAUGCGUUUCUCAUUACUGAAGCUGUCAGAGGUGAUGGAGGCAUCCUGUACAAUUUAAGCAUGGAAAGGUUCAUGCCCCAAUAUGAUGAGAGAGCUGAGCUAGCUCCCCGUGAUGUGGUAGCUAGAGGAAUCGAUGAUCAGCUUAAAAAACGUAAUGAGAAGUAUGUGUUGCUUGACAUUAGCCAUAAGCCAAGAGACAAGAUCUUAGCCCACUUCCCCAACAUUGCUGCUGAGUGUCUCCGGCAUGGACUGGACAUAACUCAGCAGCCUAUUCCCGUCGUUCCAGCUGCACAUUACAUGUGCGGUGGAGUGCGUGCUGGGCUUGAGGGCGAGACGAAUGUGCGAGGUCUUUAUGUGGCAGGUGAGGUUGCUUGCACUGGACUGCAUGGAGCUAAUAGACUUGCUAGCAACUCGUUGCUUGAGGCGCUGGUUUUCGCUAGAAGAGCUGUCCAACCCUCUAUCAAUCACAAGAAAAGUUCUAGCCUUGAUCUCAGUGCUUCAAGUUGUUGGACUUGCCCUGUAGUCCCCAAUGCUCUUGGAAGCGAUACAAUGAAUACCAUAUUGGGUAAAACCAAGGAAGUGAGGAGAGAACUGCAAUCAAUCAUGUGGAGGUAUGUUGGGAUUGUUCGCUCAACGACAAUGCUAGAAACUGCCUUAGAACGAGUUGGUGAGUUGGAACUACAGUGGGAGAAGUUAUUAUUCGAGCAAGGCUGGAAGCAGACCAUGGUGGCUCUCGAGGCUUGUGAAAUGAGGAACCUCUUCUGUUGUGCGAAACUAGUGGUGAGCAGCGCGAUGGCUAGGCAGGAAAGUCGAGGGCUUCACUACACCAUUGAUUUCCCACAUCUCGAGGAAAGUAUGAGGCUGCCUACGGUGAUUUUCCCUUCUCCUGCUGUGAAUGAAAUGGACUUGAUGAAGCUGCUGCUCGGAGUGUUUGGGAUUCUAGUACUGAAAAUGGUGACAGAUGCGACAAUGGUGGGAUCUCAUGCUGACGUCUGGAACUGCAAGUUCCCGGCUAUAUACAACUUUGGGGACUCUAAUUCUGAUACUGGAGGAAUAUCUGCAGCGCUAGGAGAGAUCCCUCCACCGAAUGGUGAAACCUUCUUCGGACAUCCUUCAGGAAGAUCCUGUGAUGGCCGACUCAUCGUCGAUUUCAUUGCUGAGAGACUGAAGUUGCCAUAUCUUAGCGCAUACCUGGACUCAGUCGGUACAGACUUCAGACAUGGUGCGAAUUUUGCAACCGGAGGCUCAUCGAUUCGUCCAGGUGGCUAUAGUCCAUUUCAUUUGGGUGUGCAGAUUUCACAGUUCAAGCAGUUCAAAGCUCGGACGAACAGACUUGGUAACCAGAGGAAUCUUCCAAGGGCAGUGGAAUUCUCAAAAGCUCUCUAUACAUUCGACAUUGGACAGAAUGACCUCGCCUAUGGCUUCCAACACUCUUCAGAGGAAGAUGUCUGGAAGUCGAUACCAGAUAUUCUGAGCCAGCUUGCAGUGGCAGUUAAGCAACUUUACAAGGAAGGUGCAAGGUUCUUCUGGGUGCACAACACAGGACCCCUUGGUUGCUUGCCAUAUUCCGUUAUAUACAACUCCGACCCUAACAACUUGGACGGAAAUGGCUGUGUGAAGUCUCGCAACGAUGCUGCUCUGGAGUUCAACAGACAACUCGAGCACAAACUCUCCCAACUGAAGGAGCAGCUACCCUAUUCGUCUUUCACAUAUGUUGAUGUGUACUCAGCCAAGUAUCGACUGAUUAGUACGGCCGAAAAUCAAGGUUUUGUUGAUCCGAUGGAGUUCUGUUGCGGGAGCUACUACGGCUAUCACAUCGAUUGUGGGAAGAAAGCUGUGGUGAACGGGACGGUGUAUGGUAAUCCAUGCAAGGAUCCUUCGAGGCAUGUGAGCUGGGAUGGAGUACACUACUCUGAGGCUGCUAACUUGUGGGUGGCUCGUAGGAUACUCAACGGCAGCCUUUCUCGCCCGCCUGUUUCAGUUCAAGAUGCUUGUAAGCAUGUCUAG
Molecule: messenger RNA, 3009 nt
Organism: Linum trigynum
Lineage: Eukaryota; Viridiplantae; Streptophyta; Magnoliopsida; Malpighiales; Linaceae
Source: the annotation of a GenBank genome assembly